CUCGCUCUCAGAUCCGAGAAUUGGUCUGAUGGAGCAAAGGCACUCAGCGCGGCUCGGUAGACAAAGACAACAAUGGGACCAGUAUGCAAACAGCAUGGAUUGUACUGGAAAUUUUACACAGGACCAGAGAUCUCCAACGGGAGAGAAAGCCUUCAAGUGCACUGUGUGUGGGAAGGCAUUUUCAGAUUCAUUUGAUCUUAAAAAACACCAGAGAACACACACAGGAGAGAAACCCUUCAAGUGCACUGUGUGUGAGAAGGCAUUUGCAUGGUCAUCAUGUUUACAGAUCCACCAGAGAACACACACAGGAGAGAAACCCUGUAAGUGCACUGUGUGUGGGAAGGCAUUUUCAAAUUCAUCUUAUCUUAAAAUACACCAGAGAACACACACAGGAGAUAAAGCCUUCAAGUGCAGUGUGUGUGAGAUGGCAUUUUCACGGUCAUCUAAUCUUAAAAUCCACCAGCGAAUACACACUGGAGAUAAACCCUUCAAGUGCAGUGUGUGUGAGAUGGCAUUUUCACGGUCAUCUAAUCUUAAAAUCCACCAGAGAACUCACACAGGAGAGAACCCCUUCAAGUGCAGUGUGUGUGAGAUGGCAUUUUCACAUUCAUCAAAUCUUACAAAGCACCAGAGAACGCACACAGGAGAAAAACCCUUCAAGUGCACUAUGUGCUUGAAGGCGUUUGCACGUUCAACACAGCUUCAUAGACACCAGAGAACGCACACAGGAAAGAAGAAACCCUUUAAGUGCAGUGUGUGUGGGAAUGCAUUUUCAAGUUCGUCUUAUCUUAAAAUACACCAGAGAAUACACACAGGAGAUAAACCCUUCAAGUGCAGUGUGUGUGAGAUGGCAUUUUCACAGUCAUCUAAUCUUAAAAUCCACCAGAGAACACACACAGGAGAGAAACCCUUGAGGUGCACUGUGUGUGGGAAGGCAUUUUCAAGUUCAUUUUAUCUUAAAAAACACCAGAGAACACACACAGGAGAGAAACCCUUGAGGUGCACUGUGUGUGGGAAGGCAUUUUCAAGUUCAUUUUAUCUUAAAAUACACCAGAGAACACACACAGAAGAGAAAGCUUUCAGGUGUAGUGUCUGUGGGAAGGCAUUUUCAGAUUCAUCUGCUCUUAAAAAACAUCAGAGAACACACACAGGAGAGAAAGCCUUCAAGUGCACUGUGUGUGAGAUGGCAUUUUUACAGUCAUCUAGUCUUAAAAUCCACCAGAGAAUACACACAGGAGAUAAACCCUUCAAGUGCACUGUGUGUGAGAUGGCAUUUUCACAGUCAUCCAAUCUUAAAACGCACCAGAGCACACACACAGGAGAGAAACCCUGUAAGUGCACUGUGUGUGGGAAGGCAUUUUCAAGUUCAUCUUAUCUUAAAAUACACCAGAGAAUGCACACAGGAGAUAAAGCCUUCAAGUGCAGUGUGUGUGAGAUGGCAUUUUUACAGUCAUCUAGUCUUAAAAUCCACCAGAGAAUACACACAGGAGAUAAACCCUUCAAGUGCACUGUGUGUGAGAUGGCAUUUUCACAGUCAUCCAAUCUUAAAACGCACCAGAGAACGCACACAGGAGAGAAAGCCUUUAAGUGCAGUGUGUGUGGGAAGGCAUUUUCAAGUUUAUAUUAUCUUAAAAUACACCAGAGAAUGCACACAGGAGAGAAACCCUUCACGUGCAGUGUGUGUGAGAAGGCAUUUUCAAGUUCGUCUUAUCUUCAAAUCCACCAGAGAAUACACAAAGGAGAGAAUCCCUUCAAGUGCAGUGUGUGUGAGAUGGCAUUUUCACAGUCAUCAAAUCUUAAAAAGCACCAGAGAACGCACACAGGAGAGAAACCCUUUAAGUGCAGUGUGUGUGGGAAGGCAUUUUCAAGUUCAUAUUAUCUUAAAAUACACCAGAGAACACACACAGGAGAGAACGAGUUCAAGUGCACUGUGUGUGGGAAGGCAUUUUCAAGUUCAUAUUAUCUUAAAAUACACCAGAGAACACACACAGAAGAGAAACCCUUCAAGUGCACUCUGUGCGGGAAGGCGUUUGAACAGUCACCACAGCUUCAUAGACACCAGAGAACACACAGGCAUCAGAAGACCCCCAAGGAGUGUAGUCUGAAAUCGACUUGUGAAAGUCAAAGUGCUGCAAUGAACCCAUCCCUCCUGAAAAAAGAACCAGAAGUAAAUUCCAGCUUGGACACUAUGAAAUGUAUCAAGGUGAAAUUUGAAGAGGCGACAGUGACCAGCGAAGAAGUGACAGUGAAGAGCGAAGAAGUGAAGGUAAAAUGUGAAGAUGAACAUUCAACUCCAAAAUCGGACCUUCACAUCAAUGGAGGCAACAUGAAGCAGGAGGAGAAUUCUGAUUGUGAGGCAGAGCGAGGCAACUCCCAGCAGUUUGUGGAAGUGGAGGUGUGGGUGGACUUCUUAGACAAUACAAAGUCAAAUGGAGAACCUGUAGAUGUGUAAGCUUGAGACAAUGAAGCUCCAAUAGAUUCACAUUUGUCACAGGCCUUUAAUGAAAAUAACGUGAAGUUGAACACUCCAUUCCUAGGUUCAACCUGCAGAGUAAGAGCGGUCAGUAUUUGCGGACCUGUGGGUUGGGUAGAUCUCUAACUAGGAGCGAGAGCCAAUAAGCUCCCAAACAUUCACUAUGUUAUAAUAAUAUUAACAUUUAUAUGGUGCUUGGUUAAUCGCCUCAGCAACUCGGAGUUUUGUAUCAUCUCAUCACAAACACUCAAAGAGCACGCCUUUUGGCGUCCUCUGGAUUAACACCGUUUGAUACUAGGCUCGAAAGAAAGCUGUCUCUGGUGUGGACCAAUCAGUUUCAAAGACAAUGCAUAUGUUGUGUCCUAUGACUAACCACACGGCGAUCCGAGGGGAGAGAAUUUCACGUAAAAACAGAGGCACGACCCAUACAUCGAGACUACUGCGAGUUACAGACGACUAUAAGCGACAGAGAGUACUGCGACGAGCAGACUCCGGGGCAUGGCCUCGAGAUCAACAAUGGGUGGUGUGUCUCGCAGAUAAGAGAGGCGAAGUGAUGCUCGGUGCUGAGUUCGACAUGGCCCGACAGAGUAUCGCUGAGAGUUUUAUUCCACAUUUAUCCUGAUGUUUUGAGUCGCUUGCAAAGUCAAGGAUUGCGAUAAGUUGUAUUAAGCUUUCACAGUUGUUCAAGAGGUGUGCAAAUACAAUUUACAAGUUUUGAGCGUGAGUUUCAGCUCCCACGAGCAGCUGCAAUCGGCAGGCUUCAGGGAACCUGCCCCCGUGACUGGCACAUCGUCAACGAGCUGCACCAGCAGAAGCCACGAAUCUAUGAAAUCAACACAAAGAGUUGAAUUACUGCAAGCAGCAAGCUCUAGGGUGGGACUCUGCAAUCAACCAAGGAUGAAGAGGCUUGCCGAGUACCAAUGGGUCACCGAGUACGAGCUCGGCGCUGACAGAAGAAUUAUCGCUCAAAGUUAUUCAACGCUGAGUGCCAGCUCCUACGAGCAGCUGCAGCCCGAGAGAUAGAGUGACGAGCAACGACGAUCAAUCAACCGGGAGAAAGGGUGGAAGCCCAAGCAUCGACCAAGCCAGCAUCUUAGAGAACCAGCUGCACGCGCAACCAGGCAUCGCCAGAGAGCACGGAGCCAGAGAGAGAGCGCAGCAGCGCCACCGAGCAAGGGUGUCAGCUGCCAGCGGACGAGCGGCGAGCGCUGUCGAGCACCUUCAAAGACAAGCAUCGUGCCGACUCGGCUCAUCCAGCAGGGGACAAAACCAUGAAUAGCCACCCGUGAGAAAGAGGAGAGCGCCGUGGGUUCGACCCACACACACCGACCAGCACCAGCUGUGAACCAAGACAAGAGUGAGGAACGGCGACCAGCAGAUGAGCUGCGGGCGCUAUCUGACGACGGAAUCAUCGCGCACCGCCGACGGCGAGCGUCGUGCCGACUCUUCAUCCAGCAGUGGGCAGCAGCUCCAGCUGCAGCCGAGCGAGAGAGAGUGAGGAAGCUGUGUGUGUGACCCUCCCCCACACUCACAUACUCGCCACGUAUCACCCAGCGUCUGCUUGACGCGAAGAAUUGAUCAAGGAGACAAAACCACCAAACACACCGCACAUACCGGGACUAAUAAUGAGAAGAAUAAUCAUAAGAGUGCGUCAACUAUUAGCUGAUAAUGAAGAACAUUGCUGCCCAUUGAGUCACGUGGAUACGGUCUUUGAGAAGUAUUUUAUUCGUUCUUUUUGUUAAUUUUAACUGUACCGAUGAAUUCAUUGACGAAACUUAACGUUUAGAAACCUACGUUACGAAUCCACACACUCACAGGGAGACUAUUGUGUUGAAAUCUUUCUUUUGAUCACAGAAUCUUGCCCGCGAAUUUAUUGACGCCUUAGCCAAUUGAUAAGCAUUUGCUGAAGCAGGCAUGUGAUGCCGCCGCCACGAAGCCGUUCAGCAGGCGCCCCAUCUACAACCUCGCCACCACCAAGCGACGGAGCCGACCCUGCGUCCCCCUCAACUCACAUGAACACACCCGCACGCAUUCCCCCCCCCCCCCCCCAUAGAGCUCCGAGGGGAGGUCACCUGACUGACCGAUUUUUAUCCGAGAAACCCUUAUCGUGAUUAACUUUCACGGUUUCCGGUGACCAGGGAAUUGGACGACCUCCCCCGACGCUACUUUGCACCGCGGCGCUGCGACCGGCCUUAAGAUGUUAUGGUCGCGGCGAAGGGCAUUCGGCCACCGCGGUUGAAACGCAUCCCCCCACACACACCCCCACGGGUCGACGAGAUAGGCAGAGGAGGGACGGGGCGGCAUAGUUUAGCGUGCCAAAGAGGGCUCGAGUGCGUAGGUGCCAUUGUUAGGGAAGUUAAAGGAUAGGGCUGGAAUUGCAAAUAAUCAGAGAGGCGACUCGGGCGCAUAGUGCGCAAGUGAUGGGGCAGGGGGUGGAGACAUGCGGAGGCUCCGCGCUUAACUUCCACAGCAGGCCGUGGUGAUGGACGCUGCUGCAUAAUGCGCAAGACCAAGGCGCCAUGCAUGAGAAAGGGAUUAAUUAGAAUAAACGCCGCAACACGCAACGCAUCUGAUUAGCAUAGCAAGGGCGCCCGGAACCGCCGUACGCGUGCUGACGGGCACGCGCCCAUUGUUAAAGAAAAACUGGGAGGGGCCGCCACCACGCCCGGAGCCGCAUCCCUUUGAUGUAGGGAGGAUAAAAAUGGGGCGCAAAGGGGAGAUCGCUCUCUUCAGCACCAGGCGACAAGACGCUCUCCAGCCAGCGACCCGAACGUCCGUGAGACGCAUCGAGGUACGCCGCGAGUACGGGAUCAAAGGACCGCUGUGGGCACCUAACAGUGAGUAAGAAGGUGAAGUAGGAUCAUAGCCGAUAAAUAGGGAAUAGGUCCAGGGGUAGUAGAAUAGGCCAGCCUCGUCGAUUCAUACUGAUUUAAUAUCAAUUCCCAGGUGGUCGAAAAUAAAUCAUUAAUAGCUAAUCGUGGCCUCGUGUGAUCUAGUUGAGAGGUGUGAACGGGUGUGGUGCUGUGUACACAGUGGUUCGCCACGUGAGUGAGCGCUGCGCGGAGCUGCGCGUGUGGGUGCGCGUGUGUUCACUACGUGUAUGAUACAGGUGCGCGAUCACAACGUGAGUGUUCAGUGGUGAGUGAGUGCCGCGCGGAGCUCUGUGCGGGAGUCCGCGUACGUUCGCUACGUGUCGGAUACGGGUGCGCAUUGGUAACGUGGUUAUUCGACGUGGAGGCGAGUGCCGCGCAGGGCUGUAGACGGGCACACGCUCGCAGCGUGCGAGAGCUGUACGUAGCGGUGUAAAGAGGGGGAGUAUGGCAUUUGAUUGAUGAUGCUGUGCGCACGUAUGCUUGCAGCGUGGGAGCGCUGCGUGAGGCCGUAUGGGUAGGGGUGUCGCGUCCGAAGGCCGGCGAAACCCUAGCGGGUAAUAGGGCGGUGCGGCAACGCAACCGGAAUAGGGGAUGCGUGAUGGGGAGACCCUGGGGGCCAACGGCCCCCACAGGCACACUGCCACACACCAUUGUUCCAAGACGUUUAGUUAAUUACAUAAUCUACCAAUGAAUUCAUUGAGGUCUACUUUUGCAUUUGGGACAUGUUUCAUUAUUGCCGUUCGUAUGAAUAUGGUCACAUUUAUUUUUAAGGACUUUUUCCUAUGCUCGCGUUACUCUGAGGAAUUAACCGAUUGCUCUGUUAUCCAGUUUAACGUAAUCAGUGAGGGUUAAAUGUACGGAUCAAUGAGCACAUCUCCAGGAGUACUGUGACAAUUCCAAGCAUAAGAGUUUGCAUAUUAGAGUGUUAUAUUUUUGUUUAGAAAUUAAAGUUGCUUAACACAGAAGUGUCUGAGUGGUUCCUUUCAAAGUU
Molecule: messenger RNA, 6337 nt
Organism: Lethenteron reissneri (Far Eastern brook lamprey)
Lineage: Eukaryota; Metazoa; Chordata; Hyperoartia; Petromyzontiformes; Petromyzontidae
Product: zinc finger protein 260-like
Biological process (GO): regulation of immune system process; negative regulation of transcription by RNA polymerase II; regulation of cytokine production
Cellular component (GO): nucleoplasm
Molecular function (GO): RNA polymerase II cis-regulatory region sequence-specific DNA binding; DNA-binding transcription repressor activity, RNA polymerase II-specific
Source: RefSeq, a predicted model, not a curated record